Molecule: messenger RNA, 303 nt
Organism: Macrosiphum euphorbiae (potato aphid)
Lineage: Eukaryota; Metazoa; Arthropoda; Insecta; Hemiptera; Aphididae
Source: the annotation of a GenBank genome assembly
AUGAGUGUAAUGAUCCAGCCUACAGCUCCGCUUCAAAUCCAAUGGCCUCAGUCGCCUCCAGUUGCAGCACCACAACCAAUGGGUCCUAGUAGUACACAAACUGUAUGCACUGCUUGCGGAAAUUACAUUUAUACAAGUACAUCUAAGAAAGCCAAAUCUUCUGCUUGGUGGAGUUGUAUACUGAUGUGUGUCUUUGGAUGUGUUUGUGGAUGCUGUCUAAUUCCUUGCUGCAUGGACUCUUGCAAUGUCGUCAACCACAAAUGCCCAAAAUGUGACACGUUUUUGGGACAGUACAGACCAUAA